AUGCACGUAUUGUACAGAGAGCAUUUCGCACUUGGCUCGGCUAAAAGCGGCCCAUGACCCAUCUCUUUCUUCUCUCAGGUCUAGCUCAAGCUUGUACAUAAAAGCCUGUGCAGUGUGCUUCCGCCUAUUCUUCUUGGGACCUUUUCGCUAUGUAUAGGGACGUAUCGAGGGUCGCUUAGGUUAAUAUUGAACGUGCGUUUUAAGAGGUUGUAGUAUAAAAUUUAUUGAAAGCGUGAAGAGACGAAAAUGAGGAAACUAUAUAUUCUGUUUGAGCAUGCCUCUGGAUACGCUGUGUUCGUGGUCAAACAGUUCGAGGAGAUAGGAAUGUUAUUGCCCCAGGUGGAAGAAUCCGUGACGGACUUGGCACGUUUUCGUUCUAUUGUGAGCCUUGUUAGUUUCUCAGCCUUCAAGACUGCAGUAGCUGCACUGGAGAAUAUUAACAGCAUCUCAGAAGGAAUUGUACCAGAGCAGCUGCAGGUCUUUUUGGAUUCUUGUGUGCCAAAGUCUACAGAGAAGAAUGUUGUCCUUGGUGUUUCUGAUCCCAAACUUGGUGCCAAUAUCACCGAAGUUCUGGGUAUAAAAUGUGAUCACACCAGUGGGAUUCCUGAGAUCAUGCGUGGCAUUAGAUUUCAUUUUCAUGAUUUGGUUAAAGGCUUUACUUCCCACAGUGCAUCAGUUGCACAAUUGGGACUUGGACAUAGCUAUUCCAGAGCUAAAGUAAAAUUUAAUGUUAACCGAGUGGAUAAUAUGAUAAUCCAUACUAUAGGAUUAAUGGAUCAAUUAGAUAAAGAUAUAAACACGUUCAGUAUGCGCAUACGAGAAUGGUAUGGCUAUCACUUUCCAGAGCUGGUGAAAAUAGUUCCAGAAAAUCACAUGUAUGCAAAAGUAACGCAAGUGAUAAAAAAUAGAAAGGAGCUUACAGAAGAGAAGUUGGAGGCUCUUGAGGAAACCGUUAUGGACAGUGCAAAGGCGCAGGCAAUCAUAGACGCAUCCAAGUCGUCUAUGGGUAUGGACAUCAGCCUGGUCGAUCUUAUGAAUAUCCAGAUAUUCGCUGAACGCGUUGUCUCUCUGGCCGAAUACCGCGAGCGUUUAGCCCAAUAUUUGCGAAGCAAGAUGUCGGGAGUUGCACCGAAUUUGGCAUCUUUGAUUGGCGAUCAAACAGGUGCCAGAUUGAUCGCACACGCUGGAUCGCUCACCAAUCUCGCCAAAUUUCCAGCAUCAACUGUCCAGAUUUUGGGUGCAGAGAAAGCGUUAUUCAGAGCGCUAAAAACCAGAGGAAAUACGCCCAAAUUCGGGCUGCUCUUCAAUUCCACGUUUAUCGGGCGCGCCGGUGCUAAAGACAAAGGCAGAAUAUCGAGGUACUUGGCGAAUAAAUGUUCCAUGGCUUCGAGGAUUGAUUGUUUCUUGGACAUACCGACCAACGUAUUCGGUGAGAAAUUGAGACAGCAGGUGGAAGACCGACUGAAAUUUUUCGAAACUGGAGAGAUACCUAAGAAGAACAUCGACGUUAUGAAAGAAGCCUUGGAGGAAUCAUUGAUUUCUGUAGAAAGAGAAAAUAAAGAAUCUCCCAAGAAGAAAAAGAAGGACAAGAAGAAGAAACGCCAAGAAGAGGUGCCAAGAGAAAAUGGCCAAGUGAACGGCAAAGAGAAUGAAUAUCUGGAAAACAAUCACGCUGAACAGAUGGACGCACCCCCGCCGAAAAAGAAAAAAAAAUCAAAAUCGACAUCUAAUGAUUAAAUUAAAGUGUGAACAUUUAACUAUGAUUUCUGUUCUACUUCGAUUUACUAUCAUUUAUUUGGCAUAUACAUUAUUCUUUUUUUAUUAUUAUUAAUAAUAAUAAUUUAUAUCGUGCAAUAUUAAUGUACUGAAUAUCUUGCAAUAUUCUUAUCCCCUCAAUAACAAAGACAAAAUGUAUGGAAUCGUACUGCGAUGUACUGCGUGCCGUGUCUAACCUCGAUUCGUUAUCUUUUAAAAAAGAUUGAUAUAUAUUGUUACAUAUACUGUUAUAUUCACUUUUAUUUUUUUCUGCGCACGCGAGGUAUUCGAUAUAAUUCGCAUAGCCUUGUCGGAGGAAUAACUUUCAGCUUUUCGUGCCGGUUCUGUUGAUCCGGUUACUAAUUAUUGACUCACGAUGUUGUGUAAUUAUCGUCAUGUUUGGAAACAUGAUCUUCCAGUGCAAUUAAACCACCUAAGACGAUGAGUUAUUUUCCUCGACGGUUUUUCGGGUGGAGAGCAACGUGGUAUGACAGGAAAGUAGCAGGGUGUAUAAGUGGCUCUAUGAAAAAUUCAUUUAUUCAUUCAAUAAAUGGCUGUGCGCUGGAAAACCAACCAGGCUAACGCCAACCUCUAGACCAAAUGUAAUCUGCGCGAAUAAAGCAUCAAUGGAAUCAAUGACUA
Messenger RNA from Harpegnathos saltator (Jerdon's jumping ant), 2397 nucleotides. Its product is annotated as nucleolar protein 56. The record is from RefSeq and is a predicted model, not a curated record. Gene Ontology annotation, cellular component: box C/D methylation guide snoRNP complex; small-subunit processome. Gene Ontology annotation, molecular function: snoRNA binding. The transcript is spliced from 3 exons. Bases 247 to 1737 code for a protein of 496 amino acids. Lineage: Eukaryota; Metazoa; Arthropoda; Insecta; Hymenoptera; Formicidae.